GCAAAUUUCUGUAUACAACACAACGUGUUGAAAACCAGAAGAUGUUGAGCGAUGUUGUGAGUGCACUUGCAUCCCAAAUUGGUGCCAGUGUUCAAGCCACUAGUUUUCUGUUGUCGUUGUUUAUAGGGUAUCCUCUGGGAUUUCUCCACCGUGCCUUCAUUCAUGGAAAACAUGAAAACAUUCACCAUUUAUACUUCACUCUAACGGGAGUUGCUGUGUAUUACUUUAACUUUGGGUUAUAUUUUAUUCAUCCCCUCAUCAAUAUUAUUGUGAUCUGUGUUCUACUAAGAGUGACUGGUGGAUCCAGGAUUUCAGUGGCCAUUGCUUUUAUCUUUAAUUCAGGUUAUCUGUUGUAUGGAUAUUUACAAAUAGCCAAGGAAGGCUAUGCGAUAACAUGGAGCACCCCGCACUGUGUAUUAACACUGAGGCUGACUGCACUGGUAAUUGAUUAUUACGAUGGAAAGAAAUCAAAGGAUAAGUUAUCCAAGGAUCAGAAAGAGAACUAUAUCUCAGACCUUCCUUCUCUUCUGGCCAUGUGUGGCCAUUCCUUCUUCGUUGGUGGGAUGUUAGCUGGACCACAGUUUGGGAUGAGAAAAUAUUUGGCUUUCACAAGAGGAGAGUUUAGUGCCCUGAUGGCUAAAGAUGCCUCUAAAGAAAUGCAAAACUAUCCUCCUGCAAGUGUGGGUCCUGCCCUGACCCGACUGAGUUUGGGUCUACUCUACAUUGUCCUGUUCCAGACUGGUAACAUUCUGUUUACUGAUGACUUUUUCUUCACACCACAGUAUCAGGAUUUAAGACUACUGACCAAGUGUGCCUACAUACUGGUGUGGGGACAGCUUCAUUUCAGAAAAUAUGUGGGAAUUUGGCUUAUCUGUGAGGGCAUUUGUAUUCUAAUGGGACUGUCAUACAAUGGAAAAGAUGAAAAUGGCAACAUUCUCUGGGAUGGUGUGACUAACGUCAAACUGUACCAACUAGAGACAUGCAGUACAUUCAAAGGAGCCAUUGAGGCUUUCAACCACAACACCAAUAACUGGAUGUUUAGAUACAUAUACAAAAGACUACAGUUUCUAGGCAAUCGUUUAAUAUCGCAGGCUGUGACUUUGGUGUAUCUUGCCUUAUGGCAUGGGUUAGCAUCAGGGUACUAUAUGAACUUCUUCCUAGAGUUCAUCAUGGUCAACACCGAAAAUCAGAUUAUGGUGCUGGAAUAUAAAAUUUCUACGUUACAUGAGCUCAACAGAUCUAUUACUCUGCAACCAUUCCUUUGGCUGGUCAAGAAAAUACUGGUGUCAUUCUCUAUAAGUUAUGCCUUAGUCAGCUUCUGCAUGUUAACCUAUGACAAGUUUUUACCGAUAUACUCCUCGGUGGGAUAUGCAGGUCAUGUCAUCUAUCUCGGCUUCCCUAUCCUCUACAUGUUCCUAACAAGAGUUAUUCUGACAUCCAAAAAACCAGUCAAUAAAACCAGUUAAAGGGAAAGGGAGCAACACUGAUGCCCACUUGACUUCCGUCGCAGCUACUAGGCAUUCUUAUCUGUCCACUACAGACAUAAGUGUGGGAUUUUUGAUUAAGUUUUGAUUUUUUCUUUUUCUUACUGCAGAGGAUUUAGUGAAGCACCUGUUCAUAUUCUUACUCUAUUGCUCAAACAACCAUUAGAAAACAGAGAAGUUGAAGAGUUGAAGAAUAUUGUUUUAGUAGUUAGCAAAAUUCUGGAUCUCUAACCAGAUCCCAGUUUCCCUAAGGUAAGUUUUUAUUAUGUUUCCAGUCCUUUUAGAUUAGAAGCAUUAUUUUUGACUGAUUUUACUUCAUGUGAUACUAAGAUUUGUACAUUUGGAUGCUUAGCUAGGGUAUAAAUCAUGCACACAACAAACGUCUGUAAUCAUGUAAUGAAAGGGUAGCUAGACUGAAUUUGAGAACAAACACCCAAUACCUGUACAUGAAAUUUACAGCAUGACAGGUGGGUGGUCAUAAUUCACAAAAUUCAAUGUUGAAAUGGCCCAUGUAAUAAUGCACUGCGUAGAGCAUUUUAUGCAUAUUAAGAUGUCUACUUGUAGUUCCUUUAGAGGUUUGAUAUUUAUUUAUUGCAUAUUUUAUUAGUUUUGCCAGAAUGAUUUAUAUUAACUUUGAACUGUAAAUUGUAUCUAUUUGUAUGUUUUAUACACCCUCAUUUUAGAUAUAAAGGUUGGUCAAUGAUUAAACUUUCAGCAUGCUAAAAAAGAUCUUUUGUCCAUAUCUCUAGAUAGAGUCAUAUGUUAAAAUUAACAAACACAUGUACGGUACUUGAUAAAUUUUUUUUUUAAUUGUUUAAUUCACAUCCCCAUUGUGUAGAGUUCUGCAAGCCUUUUGAAUAUAGGUAUUCAAAAAAAAUGACAAGAUACAGUAACUGAUUUCAUGAACACCUUAACCUUUUUGCAUAUCAAAAGAUACAAGUGUUUAUAUUCUUAUAAAGGUGAUUCUUUAUUUUGUAACUGUGGUUUAUGGGAAUUAAGAAUUUGUUAUUUAUAUACUAUUUAUUUUAAGCAUUGACAAUGAUUUUUAAUAUUAUUUUCAACAACACUCAGGUAACAAGGCUUGUGGGUUUCUCAUAAAUGUUCAUUGUAUUUUGUAAGUGAUUUGUUUUUGCAUCUUGUUAAAAAAAUUGUCACAGUAAUAACUCUUUAUGUGCCUUAAAUGAUGUGUUUUUAUGAAUGUUCUGAUUUUCUAUCCAACUGGAGGUGUAUUUUAUUUUUAGGUCACCAGAUUCAGUUUUGUCUGUGUUUUUGUCCUUUAUUUAAGAAAUAAACAACCUUUUCAGUGAACAUUGCGUUGUGAACAACAUUUGCCCUGUUCUGACAUAUUCCAUAAAGCCCACCUCAGUGAGGAAUAUAACUUUGUGUUUCUCCCAAAAAGAGAAUUUAAAGAAAUGGAAAGA
Saccostrea echinata is the source of this 2905-nucleotide messenger RNA. Its product is annotated as lysophospholipid acyltransferase 5-like. Gene Ontology annotation, cellular component: membrane. Lineage: Eukaryota; Metazoa; Mollusca; Bivalvia; Ostreida; Ostreidae. The transcript has 13 exons. Bases 42 to 1466 code for a protein of 474 amino acids. Gene Ontology annotation, biological process: phosphatidylcholine biosynthetic process; lipid modification. The record is from RefSeq and is a predicted model, not a curated record. Gene Ontology annotation, molecular function: lysophospholipid acyltransferase activity; 1-acylglycerophosphocholine O-acyltransferase activity.